CAUGCGCUUCGUACCCAGUCUCCUCACUUCGGUUUCGAUCAUCGCCGCCCAGGCUUCAUUAGCCGCCGCCAAUGCUGCCGAUGCGUGCUCCACGAUAACCCUGGACGGCAACUUGCCUAACCCUACUCCUUCCAACUUCAAGUUCAGUGGCAAUGUUCGCAAACAUUAUAUCGCCGCGGAAGAGGAAGAUUGGAACUAUGCCCCUACCGGUUGGGACAACUACAUGGGCGUCCCCAUCGAUGUUUCUCCACGCGCAAAGACUUCCAACUACCUUCCGCGCUUGACAUGGAGAAAGGCAUUCUACCGCGGCUACGCUGAUGCAAGUUUCGAGCAGAAACUCGAGAGACCAUCCUGGGAGNGCACCCUUGGACCCAUCAUCCGUGCCGAGGUUGGCGACUUGAUCGAAAUCAUGUUCCUCAACAACUUGACCGAGAACUAUGCCUCUAUGCACUCGAUGGGUUUGAUGUACGACAAAGGAUCCGAGGGUGGUGAUUACCCCAACAACACUAUGCCUGGUCAGGAAUCUCCAUUCGUCGAAACCAUGGCCGUUUCUCCAGGUAAAUGUGUCGUGUACAAGUGGAUGNGACCCAACACUGUCAACGAGCCCGCCAAGGGUCACAGCUACCACUCCUAUGUCACCAUGCAGGAAGGCACGAACGCUGGUCUGAUUGGCCCGACAUUCAUCUACCCAAGAGGUCAGAUGGAGCACGUUAUGGCGAACUGGAGAGAGUUCCCCCUCUUGUUCAUGUCCAUGGAUGAGCAGUCAUCUUUCCUGUCGCAGAUCAACGAAAGGCUCAACUCAACAUCAAACGGCAACGCAAACUCAACUUACAACAGCACUUACUACCCACCGGCUGGAUACGAGAACUUCCAAGACCUUCUCAGUCCUAACGCAGGCUAUGGCAACGAGUCCAUUUGGAAACCUCAAAUCACCAAUCUCUUGUCGUCGGGACAUGGCAAUGGUCCAACCUUCUACAGCAUGAACGGCUAUGUUCUUUCCAACAACCCAAUCUUUGAGAUGUGUCGUGAUGACAACGUCCUCUGGUACACCUAUGCUUACGGAUCUGGAUCACACGUCUUCCAUAUGCACGGAAACGGCUUCUCGGAGAAUGGCAUCAACGAUGGUAAGGUCCACACCCUUGUCAUGAGCGCGGCUGGUGUCGGCCAGUGGCAAGUUAUCUGUCACGUCAACAACCACAACACCAUGGGCAUGGUUGCGAACUACCGCGUCUACGACGGUUAUUGCCCUCUUACACCAUUGGGAUCUGGUAACGUCACGUCUACCAGCAGCAACACCACAUUCAGCCUCACUGCAUCUAGCAACACUGCAUCUAGCAGCGCUACAUCUGGCGGCAAGUGGAGUCACAUGCUCAACAUG
Molecule: messenger RNA, 1378 nt
Organism: Aureobasidium musti
Lineage: Eukaryota; Fungi; Ascomycota; Dothideomycetes; Dothideales; Saccotheciaceae
Source: the annotation of a GenBank genome assembly